AUGUAGUGUCAUCAGUCAGCCUCGAAACGAGGGACAAACGUUUUCAUAACGCUCUUCCUGAUAGGAAUAAUAUCAUCUUACGCUAUAAUUAUUUUUUUUUGUAUUAUAAAUUUAUCAAAAAAUAGUCAUGGCUUACAUUGGUAAUAAAUGGGCUAAGAAGCGGGAGUGUAUAUCGAUACAUAUAGGACAAGCGGGCGUUCAAAUGGGCAACGCCUGCUGGGAACUCUACUGCCUUGAACAUGGAAUUCAUCCUGACGGCCAGAUGCCCAGUGAUAAAACGAUCGAUAAGGAAGACGAUUCUUUCAAUACAUUUUUUUCCGAAAGUGAUAGUGGUAAACACGUACCACGAGCUGUUUUUAUUGAUCUCGAACCCACAGUUGUAGAUGAAGUAAGGACUGGUACAUACCGUCAAUUAUUCCAUCCCGAACAAUUAAUAACAGGAAAAGAGGAUGCUGCGAAUAACUACGCUCGAGGGCAUUACACAAUAGGAAAAGAAAUAAUCGACUUGACAAUAGACCGAAUUCGGAGAAUAACAGAACAAUGCCGAGGUCUCCAAGGAUUUCUUAUUUUUCAUUCAUUCGGUGGUGGAACAGGUUCAGGCUUCUCAAGUUUACUUAUGGAACAAUUGUCCGUUGAGUAUCCUAAGCGAAGUAAAUUGUCUUUCAGCAUCUAUCCAGCACCUCAAGUCUCUACGGCGGUGGUUGAGCCAUACAAUGCUAUACUUUACACACACCCUACCCUUGAACACUGUGAGGUCGCUUUUAUUGUCGAUAACCAGGCGAUAUACGAAUUGUGCAGACGUAAUUUGAGUAUCGAUAGACCGACUUACACAAAUUUGAAUAGAUUAAUUGGUCAAAUAGUUUCUUCAAUUACAGCAAGUCUUCGAUUCGAUGGAGCUUUGAACGUUGAUCUUACAGAAUUCCAAACUAACUUAGUUCCUUACCCGCGUAUACAUUUUCCACUCGCCACGUAUGCUCCGGUUUUAUCAGGAGACAAAGCUGGACAUGAACGAUCGACGGUUGCCGACAUUACGACUUCAUGUUUUGAACCAAACCACCAAAUGGUUAAUUGUGAUCCUAGAAAAGGAAAAUACAUGGCUGUUUGCAUGCUCUAUCGCGGAGACGUUGUUCCCAAAGAUGUAAAUGCAGCGAUUGCUAUGAUUAAACGGCAAAAGCAUGUUCAGUUUGUGGAAUGGUCUCCUACGGGCUUCAAAGUAGGAAUAAAUUAUCAACCACCUACAGUAGUGCCAGGAGGUGAUUUAGCAAAAACGGAAAGGGCAGUGUGUUGUCUUUGUAAUACAACUGCGAUUGUCGAGGCUUGGGCUAGAAUUGAUCAUAAAUUUGAUUUGAUGUACUCUAAAAGAGCUUUUGUUCAUUGGUUCGUUGGUGAAGGGAUGGAAGAAGGUGAAUUCGCUGAAGCAAGAGAAGAUUUAGCUGCUCUUGAACUUGACUAUCGUGAAGUUCAAGAGGACGCCGUUAAUACUGAAGAAGAUGAAGAAUAUUGAACUUUUUACGAAGAUUUCACUGAACUACACACAACAGUCAAGAGCAUUUUUAAAAUUUGAAAAAUUGCUAAACUAUUUAUGAAUUCUUAGAAUAUUUAUGCUUAUUAAUGUAUUUUGCAAUAGUUGGUUCUCAUUUGUAUGAAUUUUUAACCAAAAAACAUUAAGAUCCUCCAUUUAAAUUUAAUUUUUUUAACUCUAAAAAUACUUUGGAUGUAUAAACAAUAAUUGAGUGAAAAUAAUUGUUUUAAUUAAUCUGUUCUGCACUUGGAAUGGUUACGUGCAUUAAGUAUAUACUAAGAAUUUUUAUAAUUACUACUUAUAAGUCAGAAUUUAUUUGAAU
Molecule: messenger RNA, 1844 nt
Organism: Cotesia glomerata
Lineage: Eukaryota; Metazoa; Arthropoda; Insecta; Hymenoptera; Braconidae
Product: tubulin alpha-2/alpha-4 chain-like
Exons: 9
Coding region: 128-1504 (458 amino acids)
Biological process (GO): mitotic cell cycle; microtubule cytoskeleton organization
Cellular component (GO): microtubule; cytoplasm
Molecular function (GO): GTP binding; structural constituent of cytoskeleton
Source: RefSeq, a predicted model, not a curated record